AUGACGUCGUACGAUUCUUUUAUUUCAAACAGUAUCGUUGAAGCUAUACAAAGACGAGAAACUACUUUAUUUAACUGUGAUAGUUUCAAGUUAGCUAUUUUUUUGGAUGGUCGUGUCAAUGUUUUAUUAGAUGAAAAUACACUAAGAGAAGCUGAAAAUCAUUUGAUACUCUUGUCUUCAGAAUUACACAACAUUGAUCCUGUUAUUAGAGAAGGGCCAACUGUUUCAACUAAUAAUAUUGAAUGCAAUGAAGUAGAUGACUUAGAGCUUGAACUUCGUACGGCGGCAGCUGAACGGAGUAGUGGUUUGGUUAGUAGUCAAGACCAAGCUGUGUUGGACAAUUUUAUGCAAUUUCCUAGGGAAGAUAAAAGCAAAAACAUUAUGGAUAUUUGGACAAGACUUAAAAAAAUGUAUCCAUUGAUGUAUGAAUGGGCUUUGGUUGCUUUAGCAUUACCAACUACUCAGGUCACAGUGGAACGUCUUUUUUCCAGUUUGAAAUUCAUAUUGAAUGAUCAACGAAAUAGGAUGAGCCCUAGUUUACUGGAAGACAUAAUGGUUGUACGAUCAAACUAUUUAUUUGAUAAAAGUUAA
This is a messenger RNA of Acyrthosiphon pisum (pea aphid), 591 nucleotides long. RefSeq lists its product as uncharacterized. Lineage: Eukaryota; Metazoa; Arthropoda; Insecta; Hemiptera; Aphididae. The transcript has 3 exons. Gene Ontology annotation, molecular function: protein dimerization activity. The coding region runs from base 1 to 591 and encodes 196 amino acids. The record is from RefSeq and is a predicted model, not a curated record.